Molecule: messenger RNA, 4853 nt
Organism: Phycodurus eques (leafy seadragon)
Lineage: Eukaryota; Metazoa; Chordata; Actinopteri; Syngnathiformes; Syngnathidae
Product: kinesin-like protein KIF27
Exons: 15
Coding region: 630-4187 (1185 amino acids)
Biological process (GO): mitotic spindle organization; microtubule-based movement
Molecular function (GO): ATP binding; microtubule motor activity; microtubule binding
Source: RefSeq, a predicted model, not a curated record
GCAACCAUAAAAAAACUAAAACCCUCAUAAAAUAUAAAUAUAACAUUGUUUAUUGUGCCAUAGAAUGCUGUACUUUUAGGCUUGAGAAAAGAAGCCAACGAGCUCAGAAUACAACGUUCGGCCGCCGUUCAAGGGUGGAUGCGACUCUUGGAAGUUCCACACGAGGGCGCUGUUCAAUUUCUAAUGCCUUCAAAUCGUUUCGUCAAGUUGCUUGUAGAACGUUCCUCGACUCCAGCUGCGGUCUCCAUGCCAACCGGGCAGCCUCAGCAGACGCUCAAAUGUCAACAACAACUAACGAGCAACAAGUUUAGCGGUCAACUCUCCUGAAGAGAUUUAAAAGCGAGUAAGUUGAAUGAAUUCGAGGUCCCGCAGAUGCGGACGAGUUGAUCAAAGCGAAGCAAUUGGAGGAUUCGACUGAAUUGAAGAACUUGUUGAUGACGCGUGUUGCUUUUGCAGUCGCCGUUAUUUGCCUUUAUUGUCUUGUCUCGCUCACUUUCACCUUUUAAAACUAGAAAGCGUCUUUAUCUGCGGUGUUGCUUCGGUGCAAAUAUGUUGAAUCAUUACAAAAUAGAUUAGCACAAGGGUGGUUUUGAAAAGGGGGAGGGGGAGUCCAGACCGUUGACGUCAUCAUGAGCGAGGUUCGCAUCCGCGUGGCGGUUCGGUUGCGUCCCCUCCUGCCCAGGGAGCUCCUGCACGCCCACCGGGAGUGUCUGCGGGUGGUCCCCGGCGCCCCGCAGGUCAUCCUCGGCUCCGACCAGCUCUUCUCCUUCGACCACGCCUUCGGGCCGAGCACCAGCCAGGGCGAAGUGUACGAGUCGUGCGUGCGGCCGCUGACCAGAUGCCUGUUGGACGGAACCAACGCCACCGUCUUCUGCUACGGGCAGACCGGCUCCGGGAAGACCUACACGCUCGGUGGGAACAAGAUGGAUGCAGAAGGAGGCAUCAUCUCGUGCUUGGCCAAGGAUGUGUUCUCGCUGCUAGAUAAGAGGAGGCGCUGCGACGGCGCGGAGGUCACCGUCGGGGUGUCCUAUUUGGAGCUGUACAAGGAGGAGCUGCGGGACCUGCUGGAGCUCGACACCUCCCACAGAGACCUUCAGAUCAGAGACGACUUUAAGGGGAACACAGUGGUCGUGGGUGCCAAGGAGGUGGCGGUCUCCUCCUGUGAGGAGCUCCUCAACGUCCUGGAGGUCGGCAACGCGUUACGCCAAACGGGUGCCACCCGGAUGAACGAGCACUCCAGCCGCUCGCACACCGUCCUCACGCUGUGGCUCCGCCAGAGCGCGCCAGCCUGCCCCGACAAGCCAGAGCAUCUCUCCAAGUUCUGCGUGGUGGACCUGGCCGGAUCAGAACGCGCAGGAAAGACGGGCAACACGGGCGUCCGCUUCGAGGAGUCGGUGCACAUCAACACGGGCCUGCUGGCGCUGGGCAACGUCAUCAGGGCCUUGGCCCAUCCCGGGCGCCAACGCAGCGCCUACAUUCCGUACCGCCACGCCAAGAUCACCCGGCUCCUCCGGGACUCGCUGGGUGGCAACGCCUGCACCCUCAUGGUGGCGUGCGUGAGCCCUUCUCACCACAGCUUUGCAGAGAGCCUGAGCGUGCUCAAGUUUGCUUCCAAGUCCCGCCGCAUUCGCCACCGUGCCGAGGUGGCAACACCCGACACAGACUCCGAGGAGACCUUUACCGCCAUGCUGACUUCAGAUGACCCGCCUAAAUAUGAUGUCCAGCCUCUAAAGCCUUCAGAAAGUGAUUCCACGCUGGAACAGGAAGUGAUCCACAGGGAAGUGUCUCCCUACGCGUCACUGGUGCAUCAGGCUGCGGAUCUCCUUGCAGAGGUCUGCGGACCGGACGUGCAAAACGAAGCUUUGAUACGCAGAGUGCACGAGUGGCAGAAGAGGGCGAAGGCCAUCACCCAAUCAAGUCGCAGCGAAGUUGUCAGCUGGCCAGACGAGGGAGACUCGCCUCAUUUGGUCACUAUUGUGCAGCUCAGACAGGACCUCAAGAAGUGUCAGGAGUCUCUGGAGACACAGACCCAACUCUUGGCGCAAAAAGAUGCCAAACUGAAACAAGCGGAAAAAGAAGUGCAGGAACUCUUACAGAAGCAAAAUGUCCUCCAGGAGACUUUUUGUGAAGAGAAGCAACAGACGGAGCGACUGGUGGACCAGCAGAUCCUUAUCGACCGCCUUCGCUGCGACCUCAUGGCCGUGCGAGGUAAAACGCCAGGGACCUCCUGUCGGGCUCAGCACAGACCACACACUGCCAGUUUGAUCCGACCCAGCUGUGGACACAUGCUGAUCAGUAAGAUUCGUCCCGGUCUGCCUGCCGAGUCGCUGGAGAGGCUGAUGGCAACUUUUAAGAUGAGCAACCAGCGCUUGCAGAGCCAGGAGGAGGUCAAGGACUUCUGUCCUUUGCUGAAGCAAAUGGCGGAGGUGCAAGGUCAAGAGAAGAACAACUUUCUCAGUGGACUCGGUAUUGCGAUGUUGAAUCCUUCCUCGUCCUUCAGCUGGAGCAGCAGGCAGAAGAAAUCUGUCCUGAAAGAGAAGACCUUUGGAGAGGACCACCCAUCCAAGCAAAGACCUCAGCAGGCCACUUGGGUCAAGCGACAAGCUGCUGAGCACAGUCGCGUGAAGGACGCAAGGCAGAGGGCCAGUCUGACUCAGAGGAGAAUCCAGAUGCUGUCCGCCAACAUGUGCUUGAAAGAGGAGCUCGUCAAAGAGAUAGAAAAAAACGAAAAGGAGAUCCUGGCGGCGGUCCGACGCGACGCGGGCGACCAGCGAGAGGACGGCGCGCUGAUGUGGUUGUCAGAGCAGAGCCGGCGGGCCCGCUUAGCGCUGCGUCAAAGCCUGCAGCACAUGGACCUGCUGAGGGCUCAGCUGCAGCAGAGCCUCAGGCGGCCCAGCCCGGAGAGCAGCGACAACUCCGGCGAGUCGGAGACUGACAGGGUGGACAGUGUUCUCAAAAGCAGAAACAAGAUGGGGCCAAAGGAAAUGGUUAAUGAAGCUUGUUGGCUGGAGGAGGCCGAGGAGCUGGAGCUGCACAGGAGAGCCACGCAGCAGGAGCUGGACGAGGAGUUGAGCAAGAGCGAGGAGGUGCGCCGCCGCAGGGACGCCUGCUUGCAGCGCAGGAACUCGCUGGAGACUGAGAGGCUGCGUUCCAGUCAGGUUCUGAGUCAGGACCUGCUACACGUAUCGAUCCGCUUGGAAACGUUGGAGGAGAAGAUGGCGAGUAGCACGAAGCAGGCGUCCGUGUCGGAGCUGGAGAAGGAGAGCGAGAUGCUGAGAAAGAGGAGAGACUGCCUGGAUGCACAGCUCAAGGACAGCACGGUGCUCGCUGUGGAGGAGGAGCAGUUGGAAGAAGCCGUGCAGGUCCUGGAAGCGGAGUUGGACUUCAAGGAGCGAUCCAUCCAGGACAAGCAGGACAAAGCGCGGAGCUCGGCGCCACGCAACAGCGCACGCCUCUCUGAUGUCACCGCCAAGCUCAGGGCGCUCUCACAAGCCCAAGGGUUGGAGCUGCUCGUCAAAUACUUCAGCAGAGUGGUAGACCUUCGCCAGACGCAAGCUUGUUUGCGUUUGUAUUGCGAGGAGCUGGAGAUUUACUGCGCGGAGCAGGAGGCAGCGCGCGGGGAGUUGGAGGCUGCCGUGCACAACUUGGCCUUGGACGCCGACCACAGGCUCACCCAGCAGCAGCAGGAACACCACAGGAACAUCCGCUUCCUCAUCAGCAAACUCAAAGAUGACAACUCAUCAGAACAAGCCCAGCAGGUGAUCAAGGAUCGUUUGCAGAACCUGGAGAAGGAGUUGUUCUUCUACAAGCACUACAGCCGCAAGCUGAGGAAGCAGCUCAGAGAGACCCAGUGCGCCCAGCAGACUCCCCUGGAACUAAACGCGUCCAAAGACGCCAAAAGAUGCUCGCGCCAGCAGAGCCCUUCCUCGUCUUCGUCGUCGGCCGAGAACGCCCAGAUGCCCGCCGAGCGACAGAUAGGCGCCAUAGCCCGUUGCCACGGUUACAGCGAGCGUCGGCCGCCUCCCCCCCACGGGACGCGGGCCACGCUCGGUCUGCGUCGCAGGAGGCUGAAGGAGCUCGCAGGGCCAGCGCGGGACACCGUAGUGGACACCGGCAUCGAGAUGCUGUCGGACGACUCGCUGGAGGCGUCCACCGGCAGCGAAACGCCCGACUUUGCGGCCAUGUGAGGUCAGUGGGCCUUGACUAAUAUUUUUACGAUUGUAUUCGGUUAGCUAACCAACAAAACAUGAAAUUGUCUAUGUCAGAGUUACUGUGAAAUACUAUGAAUGAAUGUUAGGGUCACAUGAAAUAGUGCAUUAAAAACAUUUUCAUUUUAGAUGUAAUAUUACAACAAAGGUUUUGCAUCAUUUUAGAUGUGAGAUUUAUGAGGGGAAAAAAAGUGUAAUUUUAUGUAAUUUCAGUUAGAAAAUUGUAAUUCACAUAAAAAAGUGGUGAAAAAACUUGUUACACUAACUUUUUUCUUAUUAUAACUUCUUUUGUAACUUGACAUUUUUUAGUACUUAAAAAAUAUUCCCAUUUAUGGCCUGUUUCAUUUUGCUAAUAUUACAAAGAAGUAAUUUUUUUAUUCAAAAAUGUAAAUUAACAAAAUAUAAUUGAGUUUGGAACACUCAUAGCUAACUACUUGAAAUUGAAAAUCUUGCUCAUCCAACAAUAUGAAUAUUCUUCCACAAUGGUGCAUUUGUACAUGAUGAUGUAAGAAACUUCCCUUGUAUUGUUUGAUUUAAUCGUAUGAGUGUUUGCAAUUUUUGUGAUGUUUACUCUUAGGAGUAUAGACUUUGUACAAUUAGUUUGAUUGCUGUGUAAUUCUUCUGCUUUUGAAUAAAUAAAUGACU